Hyla sarda is the source of this 6145-nucleotide messenger RNA. It is a transcript of the gene EIF4G1, whose product is annotated as eukaryotic translation initiation factor 4 gamma 1. Lineage: Eukaryota; Metazoa; Chordata; Amphibia; Anura; Hylidae. The record is from RefSeq and is a predicted model, not a curated record. The transcript has 32 exons. Gene Ontology annotation, cellular component: eukaryotic translation initiation factor 4F complex. The coding region runs from base 151 to 4965 and encodes 1604 amino acids. Gene Ontology annotation, molecular function: mRNA binding; translation initiation factor activity; protein binding.
CCUGGUGGGGCCCGGCUCGCAAUCCAUCACCAUCCUUCGCCUCAUACGUCCCCACAGGUCCGAGGCAGUUGUCCGCCUGGUAGCGCUUGGCUCCCGUACCCAGCCCGGCAUGAUAUACCUUGUGGGGGACCCUAUGCAGCAGCACAUGAGAUGAGCAAAACCACACAGCCUAUAGGAGGACCCCCUACUGCCCCUUCCCCUGGACUCCCACAGUCAGCAUUCCCUUCUGCACCCUCGGCCCCUGUGGUGUUUGGGCCUCCACAGACUCCACAAAUGAAUACACAGUCUCAGCCUCGGCAGGCAGGAUUCAGAUCUAUUCAGCAUUACUAUCCGAGCAGGACACAACCUCCUAGCACCGCCACAAGAGUUCAGACUGGAUCUACAGCUCGUGCAGUGCCUCCUGCCCAUGUGUACCCCGCUGGUUCCCAGGUGAUGAUGAUACCCUCACAAUUAUCCUACACUUCCCAGGGCUACUACAUUCAGGGCCAGGGUCGCUCUUAUGUGAUGCCCACACAACAAUACCCUGUACAACCUGGUGCACCAGGAUUCUUUCCAAGUGCCAGCCCCACAGAAUACGGCACUUAUGCUGGAGCAUAUUACCCGGCUCAGCAGCAGUUUCCUCCUGGGGUGCCCGGAGCUCAAGUCAUGAUUAAUCAGCAGCAAGCAAUUCCUCCAAAAAGAGAACGUAAAACGAUAAGGAUUAGAGAUCCCAACCAAGGAGGAAAAGACGUCACAGAUGAAAUUUUGUCAGGAGGAAGGACCUCAUCGACACCUACACCUCCACAGUCUGUAGGUGGAGGCUCUGAAAUGCAGGCGAAUGGAGAGAGUGUCCAUGUGCCUAUUGUAGUACGCCCAGAUGAUGGCUCAAAGACCACCCAAGUGCUGACCAAACCAUCAGAGAGCCCCUCACCCUCUCCUCCUGUGGAAGCUAUGAGCAUGGCAGUUUGUGAGCAAGACUUGACCCUUGAUAACACUACACCUGAGAUGUCUGUACCUUUGCUAGGGACUCUCAAUUCACAGGAAGUGCCCUUGCUAGAAAACCCUUCAACUCAGGUAUCAAUGCCACCAGAGGCUCCUAUAGCUAUUCAGGAGAGCCCAAGUCUGGCUGAAGUAAGCAUUGUAGAGACAGCUGUUAAGCAAAUAGAGACCGUUUUUGAAGCUCCAAUUGUUCAACCCAAGCUGGAGACUUUAAACCCUACCCAGACUGAUGUGUCUGACUCCCAGGAAAUUCCUCUGCCACAAGAGCAGGCUUUAGAGGUAGACUUUCACACACAGGCUCCUCCAUCACAAAUUUCAGCCGAGCCUUGUCCUGUAGAAGAAAAUGAACCUGCUACAGAAUCUACACAAGAGCAAAGUCCCUUGCAGAGCUUGCCUGCUGAAGAUCUUCAGGGUACUAAUGGCCUCUCUGAAGAAGUGACUGUACCACCUGCACAGCCAGAGCCAUCUACUGUUUGCCAUCCUGAGCCCUCUGUAGAUUCUCCAAUUGCUCAACCAGAAGAGCUCCUAACUAAUGGAGAGGGAUCACCAGGCCUGCAGGAAGCCGAGCCACAGGACACACAGGAAUCCCAUGUUAGUCCCAUUACAGAACCUGAAGAGAAACCAGUUGAUCCUACACCAGAAGUUGAGGAAGUUCGAAAGGAACCUCCAGCCGAGCCAGAGCCAGUUGUUUUACAGACAUCAAAGCAGACUACAGAUGUUCCUGUGGCAGUUGCGGUGUCUGCACCUAAGAAGAGGAGAAAAAUAAAAGAUUUAAACAAAAAAGAGGCUGUAGGAGAUCUGCUAGAUGCAUUUAAAGAGGCGAGUGAUGGUACUACUGAAGCAACAGAGUCAGCUGCUAACCCACCAGCUUCUGUUCCUGAAGUUGAGCAGACCCCCAGUGUUCCUGUGGAGGAGCAGGAUGAGACUUGGGAAGAGAAAGAGGACAAGCUAGAUGCUGAAAAUAUAAAGCCAGGGGAUCUAAAGUACAAAUACAAAGAGGAACAAUGGAAACCACUGAAUCCUGAGGAAAAGAAAAGUUAUGACCGUGAUUUCUUACUUGGCUUUCAGUUUAUUGUGGCAAGCAUGCAAAAACCAGAUGGUCUCCCUCAGAUUACUGAUGUAGUGUUAGACAAGGCAAAUAAAACUCCCCUUAGGCCUUUAGACCCUGCACGAUUAACUGGCAUGAACUGUGGGCCAGAUUUUACACCAUCAUUUGCCAAUUUAGGCCGGCCUGCUAUGGGAAAUCGUGGAGGGCCACAAGCAAAUCUUGGUCCUCGACGGUCUCAACAGGGACCCAGAAAAGAGCCACGCAAAAUCAUUGCUGCUGUGUCAUUAAAUGAAAAUAUCCAGUUAAACAAAGCAGAGAAGGCCUGGAAACCCACCAACAAGGUCCAGAAAGCCAGUGAAGAGGAUGAUCCUGAAAAUAUUAAAACCCAGGAGUUGUUCCGAAGAGUGCGUAGUAUCCUCAACAAGCUGACUCCACAGAUGUUCCAACAGUUGAUGAAGCAAGUCACUGACUUGGCCAUAGACACAGAAGAUAGACUGAAGGGUGUCAUUGACCUAAUAUUUGAAAAGGCCAUCUCUGAGCCAAAUUUCUCUGUCGCAUAUGCCAAUAUGUGCCGCUGCCUUAUGGGGCUUAAGGUCCCAACUACAGACAAACCAGGAGUGACUGUCAAUUUCCGCAAGCUGCUACUGAACCGCUGCCAGAAAGAAUUUGAGAAGGAUAAGGAUGAUGAUGAAGUCUUUGAAAAGAAGCAAAAGGAGAUGGAGGCUGCUGCUACGCCGGAGGAAAAGACUCGACUUAAUGAUGAGCUGACAGAAGCAAAGGAUAGUGCUAGACGCAGGUCCCUUGGUAAUAUAAAAUUUAUUGGUGAACUUUUCAAAUUAAAAAUGUUGACGGAAGCCAUUAUGCACGAUUGUGUAGUGAAGUUGCUAAAGAACCAUGAUGAGGAGUCUUUGGAGUGUCUUUGUCGGCUGUUGUCUACAAUUGGCAAGGACUUGGACUUUGAAAGGGCUAAGCCUCGUAUGGAUCAGUAUUUCAACCAAAUGGAUAAAAUAAUUAAAGAAAGGAAAACUUCUUCUCGUAUCCGAUUCAUGCUUCAGGAUGUCUUAGAUCUACGAAUGUGCAACUGGGUACCUCGUCGUGCAGAUCAGGGACCCAAAACUAUAGAUCAGAUCCAUAAAGAGGCAGAAAUGGAAAAGCAACGUGAGCAGGUUAAGGUACAGCAGCUAAUGUCUAAUAAGCAAGACAAAAGAAGAGAGCCACCAGGACGCCCUACUGGUGGACGUGGCAGUCAGCCAACUGAUGAUGGCUGGAAUACUGUACCCAUUAGUAAAGGAAGCCGUCCCAUUGACACAAGUAGGAUCGCCAAGAUAAAGCUUGGUUCUAUUGAUUCUAACCAACUGCUGGCACCUGGAGGUCGUUUGAGUUGGGGUAAAGGUAGCAGUGGAGGUACUGGAGCAAAGCCAGCUGAAUCCACGCCUGAACCUGACCGGCCAGCAACCAGCACACUUAACAGGUUCUCUGCCCUGCAGCAGUCUGUAAACGCAGAGAGUCAGGAUUCUAGACGAACAGUUCAGAGAGGAAGUUCAAGCCGUGAUCGCUCUGAGAAAGACAGAGGAGACAGAUUUGAUAGAGGCGAGAGGUUUGAUAAAGGAGAUCUUUUUGAACGUUCUGGUCGCUCAGAUCGGGCAAGAGCUGUACUUACAAAGAGGAGUUAUAGCAAGGAGACAGAUGACCACAGCAGAGAGAGAGGCAGACAGAUUCCACAGGAAGCAGUAAGAAAAGUAGCAAGUAUGACUGAACCAAGAGAUCGCAGCAAAGACAACAUUAAGCGUGAGCCGGCAACAUCCGCUGCUGCUCCGGUUGUAUCCUCUAAACCUGCUUUGUCCGAGGAAGAAUUAGAAAAGAAAUCUAAAUCGAUCAUAGAAGAAUAUCUACAUAUAAAUGAUAUGAAGGAGGCAAUUCAAUGUGUGCAAGAGCUUAACAGCCCUUCACUGCUUUUCAUCUUUGUACGAAACGGUAUUGAGUCCACCUUAGAGAGGAGCACCAUUGCCCGGGAACACAUGGGUCUUCUUUUUUACUCUCUGGUGAAGAAUGCCACACUACCUAAGGAACAGUAUUACAAAGGAGUCUUAGAAGUACUUGAAGUAGGUGAAGAUAUGGAGAUAGACAUCCCUCAUAUCUGGCUUUAUUUAGCUGAACUUAUCAGUCCAGUUCUAACAGAGGGAGGAAUUCCCAUGGGAGAGUUGUUCAGAGAGUUGACAAAACCUCUGGUUCCCAUUGGCAAGGCUGGUAUACUGUUAUCAGAAAUUCUAGGUUUGCAGUGUAAAGAAAUGUCUCACAAGAAAGCAGGAGCCCUUUGGCAAGAAUCUGGACUCAGCUGGAAAGAGUUCUUGUCAAAAGAUCAGGAUAUGAACAAGUUUAUCAGUGACAAUAAACUUGAGUACACAUUGGGAGAGGAGUCGGAGACACCCAGUAAGAAAGAUCUUUCUCCAGCGGAGCUGGAAAAAAUGCUCACUAAACUAUUGAAGGAGAAUAGUACCAACCAUAAGAUUUUUGACUGGAUUGAAACAAGCUUGACUGACCAGCAGUUGUCAUCUAAUAGAUUUGUCAGAACUCUCAUGAGUUCUGUGUGCAACUCAGCCAUUAUCUUUGAAAAUCCUUGUAGAGUUGAUGUUACUGUGAUCCACAACAGAGCUAAAGUUCUUCAAAAAUACCUAAAUAAUGAAACAAAGGAACUACAAGCUCUGUAUGCUUUGCAAGCCCUUGUUGUGAAACUUGACCAGCCCCCAAACCUCUUACGGAUGUUCUUUGAUGCGCUAUAUGAUGAAGAUGUGAUAAAGGAAGAACAAUUUAAUAAGUGGGAAUCCAGCAAAGAUCCAGCAGAGCAGCAAGGAAAAGGUGUUGCCCUGAAAUCUGUCACCGCCUUCUUUACAUGGUUACGAGAAGCAGAAGAUGAAUCUGAUACUGAUCACAAGGACUAAAAAUCGCCUUUAUGCUUGCUCUUGUUUUCUUUGGGGCUUCCAGUUUUUGUUUAUUUUUUUCGUUUAUUUUUUUUAAUUUUUUUUAUAUAUAAUUUUUUUUCGUUUUUUUUUUUCUUCUUCCCCUGCAGACUUUUUAACAAACACAUGAAUUCCAAUGAUUUUGCAUUUGUGAGAAUGUAUUGACUCUUGUUGAAUGAUGAAGCCUGACAGAGGGUGGGAGGUAGCCUAGCACAAAGGCAUUGAAGGUCAAAACGUCUGAUAUUUGCAGGCACUUGCUAGUAAGAAGCCUUGGCACAUGGGCAGACUGCAAUGGUUGUUGUUUUUUUUUUUCCUAUUAAUGCAACAGUCUCUUGGGGGGGGGGUUCACUUAAUAAGAGUACUUGAGGUAUUUUGGGACUGCUGAAAGAAGGGUGGAAAGCUGUGUCCCACUUUCUUCCCCUCUUCAUCAUGUAAGUGGGGCACACCCAAACCUUUCACUUGUGCAGAUAAUUUUUUUUUCUUCAUUUUUUUCCUUCAUUUUUUUUCCCACCCCAAAGAGCAUUUGGAGCCUACAUGCUUCAGUGGGACGGAGCACUUGAGCUUCUCUAUUGCUCUUUAUGGCUGAAAUAUAGAUAUAUAAAUAUAUAUAUAAAUAUAUAUAUAAUUAUUACAAAUUGUUUUUUGGUUUGAAGAUGGCAGCAAGCCAUUUUUGAAUCUUGUGUUUUGCUCUUCAGCAAUCUGAAGUUCAGGACACUGACAGUUUUUUUUUUUCUUUUUUUUUUUUUUUAAACAAAAACAAUGAACUUAUGAUUGAUCUGUAAUAAUUAAUGCUGUUGGAUAGUCUACCAGCAGCUGGAUUUCCCCCCCAUUUGGUUCGGUUUUUUCUUCUUCUUUUUUUUUUUUCUUUGACCGAUCUCCCUACUCAUUGGAGUAGAGAAUUUUAUUUCUAUUCAGAUCACCACGUGUUGGAAAGAGGCAUCUCUCAACCCUAGCAAAUUCUGUAUUUAUAGAGAAAGCAAAGCCUUUUGGUUAUUUGUCCUUCCAAAAUGUUUUGGAGGUUCUUGUAAUUAUUAAUCCAAGUAAGAAUGACAUUUGUAAAUACUUUUUGCUUUCUUUAUUAAGUAUUUAAUGAUUCUGACAUACAAAAUUUCCCCAAAACCUCUUUUCACAGAAACUGGAAAUAAAUGAGAACCUUACAUAA